GCGCCGACCGCGGCGGGUCCCGCCCGGGGAGGCGGUGGCGGGGGAAGGGGGAGGAGAGGCGGCGGAGUGCAUUGCCUUCCGAGGAAUCAAACGGGGGGAGAGAGGAACGUGCGGAGGAAGGGAGGGAAGGACAGACAGGGCUGGGGAGGGUCCCGGUCCCGGUCCCGCCCGUCUCGGAGCUCCCGCGUCGCCUCCGCGCCGGGACUGCGGGGAGAGUCGCUUGGGGCGGCCGCCACCCGCCGGCCCCGCGCCCAUGUGCUCCCGGCAGCCGCGGCGGGCAGCCUCCACGCCCGGCGUGUCCGGACCUUUGACUUCAUGAUGGGAGGAAAUAUCCCCCCGGUUGUUAGGAUCCGAGCUUCACCCUGUGUGAGGAUUUGUCAAGGCUGAGAGACUCUGGAUUAUCCACAAACAUCCUCUAAAACACACGGUUACUUUUGUGUCUUUCCAUCGUGAGGGGUCUUGGAACAGAUACAAAGAUGGCCUCAAGCCUCACCUGUGCCGGUGUCAUCUGGGCCUUCCUCUCCUUCCUCUGUGCUGCUGCCUCCUGUGUUGGUUUCUUCAUGCCCUACUGGCUCUUAGGGUCUCAGCUGGAGAAAUCAGUUUCCUUCGGCACUUUCCGGAGGUGUUCCUACCCGGUGCGGGACGAGAGCCGCCAGAUGACCGUGAUGGUGGAGCAGUGUGGUCGCUAUGCCUCCUUCCAGGCCAUCCCGAGUGCUGAGUGGAGGAUCUGCACGGUGGUGACAGGCCUGGGCUGCGGGCUGCUUCUCUUGGUGGCCCUGACAGCACUCAUGGGCUGCUGCGUUUCUGAGCUGAUCUCCAGAACCGUGGGCAGGGUGGCAGGAGGCAUCCAGUUCCUGGGGGGUUUGUUGAUUGGCUCUGGUUGUGCCCUCUAUCCUCUUGGCUGGGACAGUGAAGAAGUCAGACAAACCUGUGGUAACCUUUCCAACCAGUUUGAAUUGGGGACCUGCCACAUCGGCUGGGCCUACUACUGCACUGGCGGGGGCGCGGCGGCGGCGAUGCUGGUGUGCACCUGGCUGGCCUGCUUCUCGGGCAAGAAGCAGAAGCAAUACCCCUACUGAGCUGGCCCCGGGCGCAGGUGCUGCCAGGCGCCUGAGGGGCUUGCCGAUGUCUUCUGGAUAACGAUGAUGAACAAGGAAUUUUUAAGUGCUUUCUCCCUGGAGCAGGCCUCGGGCGGGGUGGAAGGUGGCCCCAGGAUGGCAGGGAGGUGAAGGUGGUUCAAAGCCAUCCAAUCUGGCUGGGCAGGGAUGGGCUUUCUCCCUUCAAGCCUGCUCAUGGUCUGCUCCACAAAAAUACAGGCAAGGAAAACUCCACUUAUGCAAACAGUGAAAUUCUGCAUGCACCAAUUAAUUAACAGGUUGGUGAGGGGGCAGCGGUGCCUGGAAGUUGAGCUAGAGAAUGGCAGCCCCAAAAGCACACACACACACACGCACAGAUGUUGACCAUGGCACAAAAUGAGUAGAGAAGAAACAUUUUUUUUUGGUGCGGUUCUUCUUUCUUUUCCUUUCUUUCGUUUUUUUUGGUUUUUUGUUUUUUUUACUUCUCUUUGGUGGUUUAAAACUCAGUGUUGCAACACUUUUUAAUCUAUGUAUUAAACUUAAUAAAAGGACCAAUAAGCCACUUUAUCAGUAUUUUGUAUAAUCUCUACACAUUUUUCUUGCCCAAACAUUUAGCCACUGCUUAUUCAGCCCUCUAUAACUUUUAUUAAGCCUCUAUGUUUCCAGCAUUAUUGCAAAAUGCAACAUAAUUACUUGGCACAUGUAGCCUUCCUAUAGUACUUUUAUGAGAUGCAGUAAAUGGACACUUUUCUGUCCAUUGGAAGUUCAACUUAAGGUACUGUAGAGCUCUGUUGGUUACGUAUGACUAACAGGAAACUUCUUCCAGGCAUAGAUUUCUGUUACUGUUAUGUUUAGCUCAUUGAUGUCGUAUUGUGCUGUACCAUGUUUAUUAUUUCAAUAUUCAUUUUUGUAAAAUAUAUAUAUAAUAUGUGCUAUUUUAUGUUUGUAUUUGAAAAAUCUCUGUAAAUAAAUUUUUCCUUGAUCAAUACUUGCAA
Molecule: messenger RNA, 2071 nt
Organism: Chiroxiphia lanceolata (lance-tailed manakin)
Lineage: Eukaryota; Metazoa; Chordata; Aves; Passeriformes; Pipridae
Gene: LHFPL6
Product: LHFPL tetraspan subfamily member 6
Exons: 4
Coding region: 477-1079 (200 amino acids)
Cellular component (GO): membrane
Source: RefSeq, a predicted model, not a curated record